Molecule: messenger RNA, 4531 nt
Organism: Tupaia belangeri chinensis (Chinese tree shrew)
Lineage: Eukaryota; Metazoa; Chordata; Mammalia; Scandentia; Tupaiidae
Gene: DIPK2B
Product: divergent protein kinase domain 2B
Exons: 5
Coding region: 85-1386 (433 amino acids)
Source: RefSeq, a predicted model, not a curated record
GACAGUUUCCUCUUUGGCCAAGCUCUGCCUUUGUGCAACCCUGAGUGGGUCACUGAAAGCUGCAGCUGCAGCCCAGAACCUGAGAUGGAGUCCCUGCUCUGGCCCAAGGCUGCCAUGCCCCACCUGGGCUGGCUGGCUCUGCUGCUAUGGGUCUCAGCCCUGAGCUGUUCUUUCUCUUCGCCAGCUUCUCCCCCUCCUUCUCUGGUGCCCCAAGUCAGAACCAGCUACAAUUUUGGAAGAGCUUUCCUCGGUCUUGAUAAAUGCAAUGCCUGCAUCGGGACAUCUAUUUGCAAGAAGUUCUUUAAAGAAGAAAUAAGGUAUGACAACUGGCUGACUUCCCAUCUCGGGCCACCUCCUGAAGACUUGCCUUUCUACUCUGUGAAUUACUCAGAUGAUUCUAAAACCUGGCGCCCUGUGGAGAUCUUUAGGCUGGUCAGCAAAUACCAACAUGAGAUCUCAGACAGAAGAAUCUGUACCUCUGCCUCAGCCCCAAAAACCUGCAGCAUUGAGCGUGUCCUACGGAAAACAGUGAGGUUCCAGAAAUGGCUGCAGGCUAAACGUCUCACACCAGACCUGGUACAGGGUCUGUCCAGUCCCCUCCUGCGCUGCCCAUCACAACGACUCCUGGACCGGGUGGUCCGGCGCUAUGCAGAGGUGGCUGACGCCGGCAGCAUCUUCAUGGACCACUUCACAGACCGCGACAAACUGAGGCUGCUCUAUACAUUGGCCGUCAACACUCACCCCAUCCUCCUACAGAUCUUCCCUGGAGCCGAGGGAUGGCCACUACCCAAGUACCUGGGCUCCUGUGGCAGAUUGUUUCUCAGCACCAGCACCAGGCCUCUGCAGGAAUUCUACGGUGCACCCCCAGAUCAGGCAGCUGACCUUGCCUACCAGCUCCUCAGUGUCCUGGAGUCUCUGAGGAGCAAUGAUUUGAACUAUUUCUUCUACUUCACCCAUGUUGACGCAGGCGUGUUUGGCAUCUUUAACAACGGGCAUCUGUUCAUCCGGGAUGCCAGCACACUGGGCAUCAUUGACAAGCAGGAAGGCAGCCAAGCAGCCGCCAGGGCAGGAGAGAAUAAAGACAUAUUUAGCUGCCUGGUUUCUGGCUGUCAGGUUCAGCUGCCCCCCUGUGACUCCAUCCCUGAGAAGCAGAGUUUGGUGCUAGUGUGUCAGCAGUUGCUCCCUCGACUUCUCCAAGGAAAAUUUCCCUCCCCGGUGCAGGAAGAAAUAGACUCUACUCUUGCUCAGUGUGGAGAGGACACCCACCCAGACUCUGAAGUCCUUGGGGCUGGCAGCCGACUAAAGGACAUCUUGAGGCCUCUGAGAACCUGUGACCCCAAGUUUGCCUACCGCUACCCAGACUGCAAGUAUAAUGAUAAAUUCUGAGAGGCUGGAGCUGAGCUGGCCUCAGAGGACAGCAUGCUGAGCCUUCCAUUUCCACGGUUGGGUCAUUCCAAGAUUCACAAAACUGCUUUGUUUUAAUCUUAAGGAGAAAUGCACAUCGAUUUUCCAGGGACUGAGGAACACUCCAACUACCAGAGGGGAGCUAGACAAGACCAUGCAACUGCCCUGCUGGCCAGGACAGCAUGGUAGAGCCCAGGGACACACUUCAGAGUACCUGGGUGCGGACACUCACUGGAUGUCUUUGAGCCUCAAUUUCCUUUCUUCUGCACCAUACUCUUGUGGAGGUGAAAGAAGACUGAGAACCACAGGUUUGGAUUCUCUGGUGGGCCUGAAAACAUACCAGCCAUGUGCAUGCUGCCCAAGAUUCUGACCAGUUGGAGGACUGGGGAGAGGGAUCCCAGAAUGACAAGACCUUGUUGAGUGUCUUCUUUCUCCCUCUCAUGCAUAUGCGUGUGCUCUAUAAAAAAAAAAAAAAAAAGAAGAAGAAGAAGAAGAAGAAGAAGAGAGAGAAAUGUGAGGGGGACUUGGGACAUAUGCUCACUACCCCCAGCCAUGUGGUUUCAAAGUACAUUCCAGAAGCAUGCACAUGCCAGGAGGCUGAUGUGAAGGGAAGACAGGGCUACUGGCUUCUACCACGUUAUACUUGGACAGGAGGGCUCCCCUUCCUGCUUGCUGUGUGCCCUGCUGCACCGCCACACCAUCAUGGGGUAAGAAGACUACAGGACCAGGGAAGUGCCAUCUACAACAUGCUUCUGGCUCCCCACUACUUCUCUCUGGGUGCUGGGACUCCAUACACAUUCAAGUGAGGCAUCUCAUGAUAUGGGAAGGAGCUGGGAGAAGAAGAGAAGAGGACCUUCUGGAAGCCAGUGUACAAGUCCAAGUCCUCUAAGAAACUGCAUGAAGACAGGAUUAAAUGACUCCAGUUCAAGACUUUAAAAACUAUGCAAAUUUUCAUUCAAACUUGCUUGUCAGGGUUAACCAACAGAAGAUAUUUUACUCAAGUUCAUUAGUUUGCUUCACGCCUUUUAAAUAUUUAGUCACGUGGUAUGGGGGCCUCCAUGUAUACUCUUGCCCCAGUCCCUUAAAUAGUAGUGGGAGUUCUUCUGGACCUUUGUCCAGCUUCGCUGACAGCCCUCUAUCCCCAGGGACUUCUCAUUCUACCUCCUCUUUACUACCUCUAAAUCAGCUCCUUUAAGGUCAGAACACGUGGCCUAGCAGGCUUCACUAUACAGAUGGGAAAACUGAAGCUCAGAAAGGAAGAAUGAUUUGUUAGAAUAGUUCCAGAACCCCCCCCCCUACCAGUCCAUGCUUCUCUUGCCUUCUAUAUUAGCCUCUGAAUCUCACCCUCUACUACCCAACUCUGGUCCUUUUUUUCACAUUUAAAAAUAGACCCCCAAAAAAGCCCAAUUUUGUGGUGUACUAGGUUGCCUUUGGGGUUUGCCUUUCAACUGCUCUAAGAGCUGACAGUGACAAUGCAAAUGAGGCUUGUGGAAGAGCAGGUUUGGUUGCCUAAAAAUACAGAAGAUGGCUGUCUUCUGCUUUUGUUUGGAGAGUGACUAUUGCCUACCAUUCCCAUCUGGACAGUCGCCAUUCAUUCUCCCUGCUGGCCUGAUUGCAGCAAUGUCCACCCAGCUAGCCACCUAACUAGGGCCCAGGAAAGACACCACAACCCCCUAGUUAUUCCAGAGCUCCACAUGGAGAGAGAAUUGCCAUAAAGCCUCUGAUGCACGAACCAGGCCCCCACCUACAUCUUUCAGUCUAGGUGAUUUUCCACUACAAAAUGCUUUGUUGAAAUAAGGGAUAUUGAAUGAGAUCCCCAAAGAGCCCAGAAAUGGUCCCUGCAUGAUGUCAGCACAUGCCCUGAGAUAAUUAUCUUAGACAGUUAUCUUGAGUUAUCCUGUGGUUAACAGAAAUAACUGGUGGAAGGCAGAACUUUCAGCAAAGCAUGGUCUGCAUCCAUUGGUUUUCUCUUUCUCUGCUUUUCUGGUCCCACUCUAAUGACAUUAUCACACCCAAAGGCCCCACCCUGGAAAACCAUGAAAAGGAUUCAGUUUUCACUUAUCUAACCUUUACAACACAAUCAAAUCCCAAAAUGUGAAUUUCUGGAGGAUAUCCAGUCACCAUCCAUUAAGACCAAAUUCCCAAACAAGAAACUUCAGAGGACAAAUCAGGGCCCAAACCAUAAUAAACCCACCUCUAAUCCUUCAAGCACAUGUCUGCUCACCUGCCCAGGUGUGGGUGGGGCAAGCACUUGCUCCUCCUCUCCUUCAGACCAGUCAUCUGAGACUCAGGAAUAUUACCUUAAAAUCAUCUUGUUAUCCCUGGAGCUGCUGAGUAUGGGCAGGAAAUAAAAGCCCAGGUCCCUCCUGAAUCUGGAGGAUAUCUUGUGCCCUGCUUGACUGAAAUUCAGUAGAGAGUAAAGAACAAGACCACCAAAAUGUCCUCUGGGAGGUUGUUGGGAAAUUUGGUUUUGGUACAAAUUAUAACAAAACUCUGUGUGUGCACGCAGCUGUGUUCACAUCACAGUAUAGGCAGAACUAACAGAGGCAGCCCAGAGCUUAGACAGGGCCCACAUAUGUGUAGGAAUGGCCUAACAUGGCUCCCCAGCUAGCAACUUUUUCAGGUUCAGGAAGUUACAGAGUCUCUGUUCUCAUACCCUUUCAUGACAGAGCAAAUAUGUUGUUCUCGUCAACACACCUGAGGACAAAGGGCCUCACUCAUGUCCUCUGUGCAGUGGACACAGCACUGAGCUGCCCAGAUCUCUUUUUAAGGAAGAGCUCUCUUCCCAGCUCAAGGGUGUGGAUGGCAAGCAGCUUUAGCUGCCAGCCUUUUUGGGCUAUGCCUCAGCCACACAGAGCUGCUUCACUUGAGGGCACAAUCUUCCUAGGGCACAUGCAUAGCCAGUGACAAGGCCUGGCAAGUUAUGAAGGCCUGGCCCUUUUAGCCCUCUGAGCAAUAACCCUGGCAGGCAAUUCUCAUUCCAGAACUCCUCACCGAGCUAUUAGAAAUCUUGAGAAGAGAAAAUUAUCCAGGGGAGCUCAAAUGCCAUCACGUGUAUUCUUAUAAGAGAGAGGCAGAGGGCCAGCCCAUGGUGUGGUAGUUAAGGCAGCUGGAUACCACAUGGCCG